GGCCAAAAAAAACGUUAAAACGCAAACGCGAAUCGUAGUUUCAUUCUCUCACUGAAGAAAACCCUAAUUUCUUCACACCGCUAUUUCAAACCCCCAAAUUGAAAUCCCAAUCGAAGAAUUUCAUAAACCUAGUUAAUCAAUUUUGUGUUGGAAGAUUGAAUCAAGCACGAAUCGUGAAGAAGUAGUUGAAAAAUAUGGUUUUGGAAACGGAAAUCAUCUAUCAACAAAGCAUGUUAGAUGUGAAGUAUCACCUUCGCGUUUCUCAAGAGAAUGGUGUCAAGGUUGAGGUUUCACCUGCUUCUAAUGUUGUUCCGAUUUUUAGCCAUGUUAGGGUUUCGUCUGAAUCGAUUUCAACCGAAACGUCUAUUUUUGAAUCGACUGUGAGUUGCUCAGAGAUGAUUACAGAUUCUAUUUUAGAGGAUGCUGUUGCAAGGUUUAAACCAAAUGUUCGUUCUGGUAGCUGUGCUGAUAUUGGACCGAGGGGAUCAAUGGAUGAUGAACACAUUCAAAUUGAUGAUCUAGCUGCCCACCUUGGAUUUGUCUUUAAUUACCCUACACCGAGUGCUUUUUAUGCAGUCUUUGAUGGGCAUGGAGGGCCUGAUGCAGCUGUGUUUGUUAAGAACAAUGCUAUGAAAUUAUUUUUUGAAGAUACUACUAUGCUGCAAACGUAUGAUACUGAUGCACUUCUGCUGAAGAAGUUGGAAGCUUCUCAUCGGAAAGCCUUUCUAGGCGCCGACCUUGCUUUGGCUGAUGAACAGAGUGUCAGUAGUUCUUGUGGGACAACAGCACUGACUGCUCUUAUACUCGGAAGGCAUUUGAUGGUUGCUAAUGCCGGCGAUUGUCGAGCUGUUCUUUGUAAGCGUGGAGUGGCUGUUAACAUGUCUCAAGACCACAGACCAAGUUAUCUACCAGAGCGCAAGAGAGUGGAAGAGUUGGGCGGUUAUAUUGAUGACGGAUAUCUCAAUGGUUAUCUUUCUGUCACUCGUGCCCUUGGCGAUUGGGACUUAAAAUUACCACUUGGUUCUGCAUCACCUCUUACUGCUGAACCAGAUGUUCAGGUAGUCACACUGACUGAGGAAGACGAGUUCUUGAUCAUUGGCUGUGAUGGCAUUUGGGAUGUAAUGUCAAGCCAGGAGGCAGUUAGUCUUGUUCGUCGUGGAUUACGAAGGCACGAUGACCCACAACAAUGUGCAAGAGAGCUAGUCAAAGAAGCAUUGCGCCUCCACACAACAGAUAAUCUUACUGUUAUUGUUAUUUGUUUGUCUCCUGUCGAAACCAUUGUUGAAUCAUGUCCACCCCAGAGACGAAGAUUCAGAGCCUGCUCUCUGUCUGAAGAAGCUCGGAACAAAUUGAGGAGCUUGCUUGAAAGUAACUGAAUGUAAAUACAGUUGUCAUGAUUCAGCAGAAAUUGAUUAAUGUUUUGUAGGCUGUUGUAGUAGAGUUAGAGCAGCCAUCAGUUUUGUAGGGAUGGAAGAGGAUAGUUGGAGAUGGUUGAUGGGUGAGUGAGGCAUAUUUAACUUGCUGAGGCAUUUUCUAGUUUAUUUUGGCAUUUGUAGAGACAGAUCACAAAUGUAGCAAAAACUAGUUUUGGCGGAUUAGAUUACACAUUAUUGUUACAUGUGUAAAUAAGAAAUGAUUUAGACUUAUGAGGGUAGAAUUUGCAACCAUAAUAUUUGUUUUUUGUGUUGGAUGAGAAAGUUGAAUGAACGUAUUAACCAA
This is a messenger RNA of Trifolium pratense (red clover), 1719 nucleotides long. Its product is annotated as probable protein phosphatase 2C 13. Gene Ontology annotation, molecular function: protein serine/threonine phosphatase activity; cation binding. Gene Ontology annotation, biological process: protein dephosphorylation. The record is from RefSeq and is a predicted model, not a curated record. Lineage: Eukaryota; Viridiplantae; Streptophyta; Magnoliopsida; Fabales; Fabaceae. The coding region runs from base 195 to 1376 and encodes 393 amino acids. The transcript is spliced from 2 exons.